This is a messenger RNA of Lutra lutra (Eurasian river otter), 3027 nucleotides long. It is a transcript of the gene RPP38, whose product is annotated as ribonuclease P/MRP subunit p38. Bases 413 to 1258 code for a protein of 281 amino acids. Lineage: Eukaryota; Metazoa; Chordata; Mammalia; Carnivora; Mustelidae. The record is from RefSeq and is a predicted model, not a curated record. The transcript is spliced from 3 exons. Gene Ontology annotation, cellular component: nucleolar ribonuclease P complex; ribonuclease MRP complex; fibrillar center. Gene Ontology annotation, biological process: tRNA 5'-leader removal. Gene Ontology annotation, molecular function: ribonuclease P RNA binding; ribonuclease P activity.
GCGGAGGACGCAGGGGGACCGGAGGGGCGCCCCCGGGUGGGAUCCGGCCUGGGAGGCGGCGGAGGGCUGCAGGCAUGCGAGGUCCCGAGGUCUUCCCCGAGACCCCUCUCGGGCCGAGCCACCCCCGCGGGAACGGGCGUACUUUCCUGCCUCCGGGCCUUGGUUUACUCUCCUGUCUGGAGUUGAGCAUCUGUAGGGUACGGGAGAUAGUAAGAGAAAGCCCACCCUGGUCCUUCAGUGCCCCACAGCCUAGAACCGGGGACGGAUCACAAAAUGAAUUUUUUGAGAAGCAAGUAAUACAUGGAGAAAUAGAAUCAAGUAAUAUGUGGAGAAAAUGCCUUCUAAAUUCUGACACACUCUGUGAAGACACCUGCUCUUUACCAUCAGUAGCCAGCCUGGAGGGAUUUUCAGAAUGGCUGCAGCUCCUCAAGCUCCGGGAAGGGGCUCUGUUCGGAAGACAAGACCUUUAACAGUAAAGACAUCAUUGAACAACCCAUACACUGUCUGCUGGAGUGCGCUAGACAGAGAAGACAUGCACUUCAUACUACAGACCCUUGAAGACAGAUUUAAAUCUCUUGGGCUUCAGAAGAUGGAAGAUAAGAAGAAAAAGAAAAAGCAGUUUUUAAAAAAACAAAGCUCAGACAAAUGUAGCACAGAGGUUGGUAUGAGUGAGGAUCUGAAGGAGAAACACCCAGAAGAUAAUGAGCAAGGGUCAGGCUGGACUCCUGUCUGUGUCAGGAAGCAGCUGGCCAUUGGCGUUAAUGAAGUUACCAGAGCUCUGGAAAGGAAUGGGCUGCUGCUGGUACUCGUGUGUAAGUCAGCCAAGCCUGCGCUCAUCACCUCACACCUGAUUCAGUUAAGUCUGAGCAGAUCUGUUCCUGCUUGUCAGGUUCCCCGUCUCAGUGAGACACUCGCACCUGUCAUUGGCUUAAAAUGUAUCCUGGCCCUGGGGUUCAGAAAGGACACCACUGCCUUUAUUGAUGAAGUCAAAGCCAUAAUUCCCCGAGUACCCAGUCUACACGUACCAUGGCUCCAGGGCAGACUGGAAGAGUCCAUGGAAAAUUUAGACACUGAAUCUUUGGAAAGCCAAGAAAAAGAAAUUUUGGAGACUUCCUUUGAAGACCUCUCUAAACAUAAAAGGAAGCCUGUUGAAGGUCAGCAGGCUGUAGUGUUACAACCCCUUAAAAUAAAGAAAGUGAUUCCAAACCCCAAUAAGAUAAGGAAACCACCCAAAGGUAAAAAAACAACUUCAAAGUAAUUUUAUCUAAACUUGUCAUAUCACAGAGCUGUAAAAUGACGCUUUGUAAAGUAGCCUUGAAACUAAUAAAAUGUGUUAUUUUUACAUAUAUUCUUGGGAUACUUUUAGUAACAUUUCUUUCAUAUGUGUAAGACUAUAAAUAGGCUGAUGCUUAAAAACAAGUGCAGACAAUUUUCAAAAGCAUGAAUAUCAAAACAAAAAUUUAUUGAAACUAAUGUCCAUGCUUGUAUAAGUUCACUUUUUAAAAGGCUGGUACAAUGCCUGUAAGCAAGAAAUUCUGUAUCCUACACCACUUGACAUCUUUCUAUCAGACUUGGAAAAUGAGCCACAGUAAACAGGUUCUAGUUAGUAGUGCAGAUGAAACUGGACUGGAGAUCGAUCAGUUUUAAAAGAAAGAUACUAAACACCAAGCAAUACACUGUCUUCAGAAACAUCAGAAAAAAAAAAUUUUUUUUUUUUACUUCCUGUUGACUUUGUAGGUAGGCAUAUGCAUGAGCUUAAUGUUUAUAGGAAAAAGCCAGAUAUGGUAUUCUGAAUGGUUGAAAUUCAUCCCUCUACAUGGUUAACUUAUUUCCUUGGAAAUUUAACAUGGGUAAAAAAAGUAUGCUGGUAAUUAGGUCAAAUGUAGAAUUAAAAAAUAAAAUGAGGAGCUUGAGGUCUCAGAGAUGGGUUUGUGCAAUGACUGGGGUUCUUCAUGUUAGGAAAUGGAGUGUAAUCAAUCUUCUAUGUCUGGGUUAAAGUGUCUGCUAUUUGCAGUAUGUGUUUGGAAAAGGUCCUUUUGUUAUUUAGGAAGGUACUGGACUGCUAAAGUCUACUUUCAGCCUAAAUUCUGGCUGACUCUUGCAUUAUGCCACCUCUGUUCAUUUAAAUUUUACUAAAUGCCAUCCUGGAUGAAAAAGGGGGGAGGGGAAGGAAAGAUACCUCAUGGAAUAGAGCAUUUCCAUUGUUGACAAAGAUGUAGGACAAUGCUUUUUUCAAUCUAUAAGACACUGUAUAUUGCAGUGAAAUUUAAUCCUAAUAACUAUAAACACAAGCAGUUUUAUCAUUUUUCAAUUUUGAAAUGUUCACUGGUAAUCUCUAAAUUAUGACGAGGGCUUAUAAAAAGGAAAAUAUGCUAUUAAUUGCUAUACUUAAAAAUGAGUAAAAGCAUCUGAAUUCUAUAAACAAAUAAAAGUGCCACAGUUUUAUCACAAGGCGAGCUUGUGAUAAACUGACUGGCAGUUCUUCAAUCAUCUGAAAACCUACAUCAUCAUUAGGAUUGUGCCUUAAAAAUGAGUGGAACACAAUUCCCCACUAGAGCCUUGACUCCAGAUUAAAAUCCCAUUUACUUAAUUCUUGGUGUUUUGGUGGAUUGGUUCAGUUUUGCUUCCGAAGCUACCCUCCUCUGUUAAGAAAGAAUGGUAAUGCAGUGGAGUCCGAAUCGUCGUAUAGGAGAAGUCUUCUCUGGGUCUUCAGAGAGGUAAACACAGCUGUCUGAAUUACGUGCUACUGUGCGGUCCCCGAAUGCCCCCUAGUGGUAGUCGCAGCUGUGGGUUGUCUUUAGGAUGAUGGUAGGAAGGUGUAGAGAGUGGCUUUCAGCUCUAGUGUAAAUCAGGGUCAACAAAUCUCCCCCACCCCCGUAAAGGGCCAGACGGUAAAUGUUUCAGGCCUUGUGAACCAUACAGUUCUGUCAGAAUGACUCAACUCUGCCUUCGUAGCAUGCAGCAGCCAUAGGAGAUGGAAGCAAGUGAGUGUGGCUGUGUUCCAAUAAAAUGUUAUGGAUGCUGAAA